This is a messenger RNA of Hermetia illucens (black soldier fly), 1068 nucleotides long. Its product is annotated as probable RNA methyltransferase CG1239. Gene Ontology annotation, biological process: snRNA modification. NCBI's taxonomy places the organism in Eukaryota, Metazoa, Arthropoda, Insecta, Diptera, Stratiomyidae. The record is from RefSeq and is a predicted model, not a curated record. The coding region runs from base 92 to 1048 and encodes 318 amino acids. Gene Ontology annotation, molecular function: snRNA binding; RNA methyltransferase activity; O-methyltransferase activity. The transcript has 2 exons.
CUGCACUUUCCCACAAAACAGCUGAUUGUCAGAGAGAACGGUUUCAAACGUUUCCGCGGGUUUUUCGAUACCUGGGAUUAUUUACUAUCAAAUGAUGGCAGACAUGAUUGGACGCUCUGAAAUAACUUGCAUACUUCAGGAAAGCAAAAAGGACGAAGAAGAUACAACGAAAUCCCUAAAUGGUGACCAAAGGAAGCUGGACGCUAGUGAAGCAGAGGCGGUAGACAGUGAGUAUGAACCGAUUCCAAAGAAGAACUACGAACCCGCCGGAAUAAUUGCACCUCAUGGUAGCCCAAAGAAGCGUUUGAAUAUUCCGGAUCCGAAACGGGACAACGUCGGUAAGGACAAAACUUUAUAUAAAUAUGGAAACUACAGUCGGUAUUAUGGAUAUAGGAACACUAAAGAUUUCCAUGAUGUCCGGCUGAAUGUUUUCGCUCAGCACAAGGAUUUGUUUGUUGGUAUGGAAAUCCUUGACAUAGGCUGCAACGUCGGUUUGCUCACUAUGUCCAUUGCGAAGGAAUACUCUAUAAGUCACAUAACUGGUUUGGACAUAGAUAAGUCACUCAUAAAUCAGGCUAAGAAGUUCAUUCAGCGGCAAAGGAGGAAUUUCACUGGAAUAGAAAGGUCUGGUUAUCCAUUCAAUGUAACAUUUCUGCACGGAAACUACGUAGUCAGAAAUGCUGUACUGCUUGAAGUAAAGGAACGUCAACACUUUGAUUUAAUCCUAUGUUUAUCUGUUACAAAAUGGAUUCACUUGAAUUUCGGCGAUGAUGGUGUGAAGCUCGCUUUCAAACGAAUGUUUAAACAACUGAAAACAGGUGGGAAGCUGAUUCUAGAACCGCAGCCAUGGAACAGUUACAAAAGGCGGAAGAAGCUGACUCCUGAAAUUGCCGAGAACUUCAACGCAGUAAGAUUUUACCCUAAAGAUUUCACCGAAUAUUUGCUCAGUGAUGCAGUGGGAUUCAGUAGAAUGUACGAAUUGGAAAAGCCGACACAUGAUGUGAAAGGGUUCCAACGACCCUUACAAGUUUUUGUAAAAGAUGGAUGAAAAUAUGGUUCUUAUCCGAA